AUCCGAAACUCCAUAAAUGGCCUCUUCCGUAUCCGACCCCACUCCGCCCGGGCUCCCGCCGCUACCGCCCGGACACGGAGAUUACUUCACCAAGACGCAGUGGACCGUGCUCAUGUCUCUGCUGGACGCUACCAUUCCUUCCAUUACAGCAGUCUCAAAUAAGAAAGAUGACAAGACGCAGCUCGGGAUUGCCGAUGCCGGAUUCAAUGAAAUCGUCAGCAAGGCACAAGCCAAAGUGAUAUCUGGCCGAACGUCCGUCCGAUGACCCGGCCUUCUGUUGUGCCGUGCGCCGGACCCUCGGCACCGUCUCCGCCCCGGAAUCAGCUCGGCGCCGUCUUAUUCGCUCUCUCGCAAGCCACCACCAAUCCGGUUAUCCAUUCAAAUUACAUGAGACCAAAACCCGGAAGUCACUUUUGAGUGUUGCCCCGGACUACCCCUUUUCCAUGAAUCCAGAUGUAAACAAAGCAAGACGAAACCAUGAGUCCUGAAGAAGGACGAGGUAUGCAGAAGAGAUGCGAGGUGGGAGAUACCCGCGGAGUUGGAUAUGUUUGUAUGAUAUGGUAUGUAUGAGUGAUGAUGGGUCCAUGGCUUUGAAGAUGAUGGGAAUAUUCAGAAAUAAAGUGGUGGUUUGGAAGGAAUUUCGCCGUCGUUUGUUUCUCUUUGACUAGUUGUUUGACUUGGGUUUAACAACUUGCGUUGCAAUGUCAGCAUUUACCAAGA
This is a messenger RNA of Neurospora tetraspora, 720 nucleotides long. RefSeq lists its product as uncharacterized. The record is from RefSeq and is a predicted model, not a curated record. The coding region runs from base 17 to 265 and encodes 82 amino acids. Lineage: Eukaryota; Fungi; Ascomycota; Sordariomycetes; Sordariales; Sordariaceae. The transcript has a single exon.